AUGAACAUCCUCAAGUCCUUGCUGACGCAGUCACCGAGAUUAAAUCGGGUUCUACGAAUCGGGAGAGUGUCGGGAGCCAUUCGUUUGCCCGUGGCUUCUACACGCCCAUAUUCUGUUCUCAAAGUUCUAGAGUUUCUACCUAAUCAACUUGCACCCAAAUGCAAGUCAUGUGGAGUGCAAUUGCAAAAUGAAGAUAAAGAAAAACCCGGAUUCUAUAGAAUAGAGACUGGGGAGAAGAAAAACCCAAAAAAAGACCUUGAUAGUGUCUACCAAAAGGCUCUUCGAAGUCUCUCAGAGGAGGAUCAAAAGAUGCUAAGCGGGGGCAAAUCUGUUGAACUGCAUCUGCAAAAAAAUGAGGCCGCGGACAAUUCUAAAGAUGAUACAAAAAUUGAAUGUAUUCGUUGUCGUGAAAUUAAGUUUCAUUCUAGAUUUGACAGUUCUCAGUUUCCUAUCGAGUCGCCUAUGAAAGUAUUAGAAAAAAUACCGCCAUGGGCGCAAUUGGUUUAUGUGGUGUCAGCACAAGAUUUUCCGUUGCUGUUGGAUAGUAAGGUGUUUGAACUCUGGCCUGCUCGACAAAUUCAAUUUGUAAUAACGAAAGCAGAUUUACUAUUCCCAAACAACAAAUCAGCACAGGAAAAGGGUCUCCGAUUCUUUCAAGACUACUUAGAAAGAACAUACCAUAUUCCCAGAGAGCAAGUAUUCAUUGUCUCUGGUCAUGUUAACUGGGGAAUUUCGAAUUUGUUAGGGAGCCUUAAGGAUGAUUCUUUCUUUAUUGGUUCAGUAAAUUGUGGCAAAUCUACAUUGCUCCAGUCGCUUAUAUACGUCACUCAUUUGAUUCGAAGUAAGCUCCCAAACGCUAAGAGGGAACGCGAAAUGCAAAAAGAUGAGGAUCAUCUUGGGCACACCGCAAUCGCCAGAAAACGCAUCAAGGAAUUAACAAAGUUCAAGGAGCAGAAUGGUCCUGGAGUAUCAUACAUGCCAGGAUUCACUCGAAGUGUCAUUCCGAUCGAAUUGUCCCCCACCAAAACUGCAUUUGAUGUUCCCGGAUUCGGCGCUUCUGAUUCGAACAGUUUCUAUGAGAUUUUGGGACCUGCGGCUUUGAAGAAGUUGCUCAAAGGAGUCAAAUUCCACAAGAAUGGCAUGUAUAAUUCCCAUUAUGACACGGUGAAAGCGGGCCUGACUCUUACUGUAGGAGGCCUUUUUUUCCUCACUAUUCCGCCAAAUUGCAUGUACCGAGUGAAGAAUUUGGUCAAUCAUCCUAUGCAUGUUUUCCGAAAUAUGGACAAAGCAGUUCAUAGUUGGAAGCAUCAAUCGGAGAACCCGGCUCUAAAAGAUGUGUUUCUCACCGACAGUUCGAACACUGAUCUCAUUAGGUACGAGAUUCCACCGUUUACUGGCUCGUUUGACUUAGUUAUCAAGAACUUCGGGUUUUUGAACAUCACUGCAACCGGAAAAAUGCCAGACCCUAUGCCUCCAAUAUUUAUCUAUUUGCCUCGUCAAGUCAGUGCCGUUUCUCGCGAUCCAAUUGCAAAGUUUAUCACGAAAUCUUUCACUGGAAGGGACAAGAACGGAAAUCCCCUUAAAAAAGAGAACAUAGUGAGACUAAGCACGAAAGAAAUUAAGAGAUACGUUGGCCAUCAACAGCUCAUCAGACCGUUGAUUUGGGCGCAGGAGACCGGAGACCUGUCACAGAGUCUAAAGAAAACGUAG
This is a messenger RNA of Australozyma saopauloensis, 1710 nucleotides long. RefSeq lists its product as uncharacterized. The record is from RefSeq and is a predicted model, not a curated record. The coding region runs from base 1 to 1710 and encodes 569 amino acids. The transcript has a single exon. Gene Ontology annotation, cellular component: mitochondrion. Gene Ontology annotation, molecular function: GTP binding. NCBI's taxonomy places the organism in Eukaryota, Fungi, Ascomycota, Pichiomycetes, Serinales, Metschnikowiaceae.